AAAGCAUGUUUAUACAUCCUUUGCGUAUGCAGUCUUUUUUUUUUUUUUUUUUUUUUUUGAGAACCCUUGGCAGACUUGAUAUAGUAGCAGUAGUCUAACAAUUAUCACUAACCAAACGACAAACAAUUGACAAUGGAACCCAGCGCCGACGGUUCCACCACCACGACCACGGCGAGUCCCGCCCCGGCCUCUUCCGCCGCGGCCGCCAUCUCGCAGUGGAAAUUCGCGGUAUCACAGCGGUUCCAGCACUUCCUAGACAAGUCAACACCGUACUUGCUCUACCGUUGGAUCGCGUUUCUCUGCAUCGCAUUGAUCUAUGGAGUCCGGGUGUACCUGGUCCAGGGAUUCUACGUGGUUUCUUAUGCCCUCGGCAUCUACUUGCUCAAUUUGUUCGUCGGCUUCCUUUCGCCGCAGGACGACCCCGAAUUCGACGCCACGCUCCCUAUUCGGAGCUCCGAAGAGUUCCGCCCCUUCGUCCGCCGCCUCCCCGAAUUUAAAUUCUGGUAUUCAAUCACCAAAGCCUUCUGCAUUGCUUUCGUGCUGACAUUCUUCAGCGUAUUUGAUGUACCUGUGUUUUGGCCGAUACUUCUCUUCUACUGGGUCAUGCUGUGCACACUAAUGCUAAGGCGACAGAUACUUCAUAUGAUGAAAUAUAAAUAUGUUCCAUUUACUUUCGGGAAGCAGGUAAUCUGCAAAUGUCAUUGCCUGCAUUUUCUGCAUUGCUUGAGAUGCCUUUUGUCUUCAACAUAAGAUUUGUCCAUUGUUCCUUUCAGCGGUAUAGUGGAAAGAGAGAAUCCUCUCCGGAGAGAGAAAGCUUGCAUCCCUAGUUGAAAAUUCGCGGGUGAAGUGUAACUCUUACUUUCGUGACGUUAACCUGCAAGUUUUCCUAUUAAAUACUCUGUUAUCUCAGUUUCUAAUUCUUUGAUUUUGUCUCCUCAGGAAAUGUUUGGCUUCCACCAGCUGAUCGAAGCCUUCCUUGCUCGGCUGCAGAGAGCCUUUCUUCACAGGGGGGAAAUUGUAUGCCGGAAUGCAGAUAUUUGAUCUGACUAGGAAAGUUUGAAAUGUUAAAACCAGCAAUGAGUUGGUUGAUGUGACAUAGAGUUUAGAUGUUGAAUAGACUAAUGAAGAAAUAUUUCACUUCAUGUUGGAGUUAUGCAGAAUUUGAUAUCUUAUAUAUACAUAAAUAAAUUUAUAAGCA
Molecule: messenger RNA, 1198 nt
Organism: Salvia miltiorrhiza (redroot sage)
Lineage: Eukaryota; Viridiplantae; Streptophyta; Magnoliopsida; Lamiales; Lamiaceae
Product: protein RER1A-like
Exons: 2
Coding region: 133-750 (205 amino acids)
Biological process (GO): retrograde vesicle-mediated transport, Golgi to endoplasmic reticulum; protein retention in ER lumen
Cellular component (GO): Golgi membrane
Source: RefSeq, a predicted model, not a curated record